Messenger RNA from Capsella rubella, 793 nucleotides. RefSeq names its product HVA22-like protein d. The record is from RefSeq and is a predicted model, not a curated record. Bases 112 to 522 code for a protein of 136 amino acids. Lineage: Eukaryota; Viridiplantae; Streptophyta; Magnoliopsida; Brassicales; Brassicaceae. The transcript has 4 exons.
CUUUGUCUUCUUCUUACAGAGAAAAUUAAAGAGCCUGCCUCGAUACUUUCACGGACUUGUCUCUCUCUCUUUUAACAUCUAAAAAUUUCCGAAAAAUCUCGCAAGGAAAAAAUGGACAAGUUUUGGACUUUCCUCACUGCUCUUCAUUCAGGCGCUGGGCCCAUAGUGAUGUUGCUGUAUCCAUUGUACGCAUCGGUGAUAGCAAUGGAGAGCGCAACGAAAGUAGACGACGAACAGUGGCUUGCGUAUUGGAUAAUAUAUUCGUUCCUCUCACUGACGGAACUGAUUCUGCAAUCGCUUCUUGAGUGGAUUCCCAUUUGGUACACCGUGAAACUUGUGUUCGUUGCUUGGCUUGUUCUGCCCCAGUUUCAAGGCGCUGCUUUUAUCUACAACCGUGUUGUCAGAGAGCAGUUCAAGAAACACGGCGUCCUCCGCUCUUCCCACCACUCCAAGUCCACCAAGCCCAACAUCCUCCAAUCCAUCUUCCCUCACCGGGAGGGACACGAGGCUCACAGUCACUGAUUCAGAAGACAGAGGAAGCCUUGUUGACAAGUACUAUUAUUGUAAUGGAGGUGUUGGAGUUGGUGGUGGUCCCAUCAAUGUCCUGUCUAAUCUACUAUUUUGCUUUUUGUUUUUAAUUUAGAAAAAAUGGGUUUGGAAUGUUGAUGAUGAUGAUGAUGACUGAACGAGGUCUGUCUCGUUUUAUAUUAGAAAAUGUGGCUUUUUCACCUUAUUGUAUUGAUUUAGCUUCCACGCGUAUAUGCUAAUGUUAUUCAAACAAAUCCCUCUCUAA